Aureobasidium vineae is the source of this 4437-nucleotide messenger RNA. Lineage: Eukaryota; Fungi; Ascomycota; Dothideomycetes; Dothideales; Saccotheciaceae. The record is from the annotation of a GenBank genome assembly.
AUGUCGCUGAACUUCACCAUCGAAGCGGCCCUACGGCAGGUGCGAAGCACUGCAGUCGCUUGCUCUUUCGCCGACGACAACACGUUUGGUCCAUCGGUUGCCAAACAAUGCCGUGCCUUUGAUUUUACCUUGCUUUUCGAACAAGCGUUUCUCUCCUCCGUGCCUUCCACUCUACUCGUCCUAGGUUGCAUUUUCCGUUUGCGUGGGAUUCUCCGUCAAGAUGUGAAAACACUACGCAGCCAUCUGCAUAGUUCGAAGCUGGUGACCGCCAGCUGCUAUGCAUGCCUACAAUUGGCGUUGUUGGUUGUCGUCGCUCUGCCAUCAACACCACGUACAAGCCUAUCCCUCGCAGCAGCUGCCCUCUCCUUUGCUGGAGCAUUGUCUAUCUGUCUACUGUCGCAUCUGGAGCAUACAAAGUCCAUCCGCCCUUCGGCGCUGCUGAACGCCUACCUGUUCUUUUCGGUACUGUUUGACGCCGUCCAGCUUCGAACACUAUGGGGAAUUCGUGGCUUGGAAACAGUCGCAAGCGUUGUUUCCUCAGCAUUGGCUCUGAAGGUCGUCCUUCUUGUCUUGGAAGCAUGGGAGAAAGACUCUCUGCUUACACCGCCUUACCGCGACACGGCUCCUGAAGCGAAAACCGGCCUCUACAAUCGUAGUCUCUACUGGUGGCUCAAUCAUUUCCUCGCUGUUGGCUUCAGAAAAGCCAUUGCUUUUGAUGACCUGUACAGCCUUGAUGAUGCAUUGUCGUCCAAAGCACUGGCUGAAAAGGCCCAAACAUCCUGGCGAAGAGCAGACAAGACCAAGCAGCAUGCCUUACUCUGGAACACUGUGGCUUGCCUCAAAUGGCCACUACUAGCCCCUGUAAUAUCCAGACUCGCACUGAUUGGUUUCAACUACUCGCAGCCCUUCUUGAUCACCAGGAUCAUCAAUUAUGUCGAUGAUGCUGAAAGAGACAGAAACACCGGCUAUGGACUGAUUGGUGCGGCUGCGAUAAUCUACAUAGGUAUUGCAGUCUCCAAGGGACGCUAUCAGCACGCCAACUUCAGAUAUAUGACCAUGAUUCGGGGCUCGCUCUCUGCCUUGAUAUACGAAAAGACCCUGGAUCUGCGAUACACGGCUUUGGAAGAUGCGAGUCCUGUUAGCCUAUCGACUGAUGUGGAUUAUAUCGUCAACAUCUCGGAGAUACUGCACGAACUAUGGGCAGUAANNAGCACAUUCGAGAUGAUCAUUGCUAUGUAUCUGUUAGGCCGAGGCUCUGGAGUCGGAUGUGUUGCACCAGUAGUGCUCGCUCUAGCUAGCGCAGCCGCAAACGCUUUGUGGGUAGGCCCUCGAAUGAGGAAAUAUCGGCCGAAAUGGAAUGCAGCCAUCCAGCAGCGCGUGGCUUUGACUUCUUCGCUACUCAAAGACAUGAAAGCACUGAAGAUGUUAGGCCUGACAAGCAGGAUGCGGGCUUUGCUCCAGGAUCAGCGCAGGUUCGAGCUCAAGAAGUCCAUUGACGUUCGGAGAUGCAUCAUCUGGCUUAACAUCUUUGGCAACCUGAUGCCGAGUUUUGCGAAAGCCUUUGUAUUGAUGACUGUGGCGUUGCGAGCACGAGAAGACGGUGAUGCACUUGAUGCGGCCACUGCUUAUAGCCUUAUCUCGCUCAUCAACUUGAUUGAUCAGCCCUGGGGGACCGUCACAGCGAGCAUACCUUCUUUCAUGGGAAGCAUUGGCUGCUUUGAGCGCAUCCAGAAGUUCCUACUUGCGGACAAUCAGAGCGAUGAUCGUAUCAUCAUCAGCAGAAACACUCCCGAACUGUCACCAGCAUCAUCUGCCAUAGAACUGCGGGCUAUGCCUGCGAAAGGAGCAAUACAUACUGGUAGUAACGCUAUCACUCUCGAUGAGUGCUCCUUUGGCUACUCUGUCGACACUCCGGCACUCAAAGAUCUCACAUCUACAAUCAAGGGAGGUACCAUCAACAUGAUUGUGGGACCUGUCGGUUCCGGCAAGACUAGCCUCCUCCUUGGUCUGCUUGGAGAGAUUCAAAGUCUGAAGGGAUUUGUCCGUGUGCGCACCGCAGAUGUUGCAUACUGCCAGCAAUCCGCUUGGUUGCCCAACUUGACCAUCAAGAGUAUCAUAACAGGAUCUCUUCCAUACGAUGAAUCCUGGUAUCAGACGGUCGUUUACUCUUGUGGACUCGACUCGGAUAUAUCUCGCUUCAUCGAUCGUGAUGAUACUCUGAUCGGAAGCCGAGGGCUGACUCUGAGUGGUGGACAGCGUCAAAGACUUGCGCUUGCUCGUGCAGUCUAUGCAAGAAAAGCGAUCAUCUUACUUGACGAUAUCUUUAGCGCUCUAGAUGCAAAGACGGAGCAGCUUGUUUUCGAACGCUUGUUAUCAGAGCGAGGUCUUUUCAGAAGGAAUAGUACGACUGUUAUACUUGCGACUCAUGCAGUGCAUCAUUUGCACGCCGCAGACCAUAUCAUUGCACUUGGCAAAGAUGGAGCUAUUGUCGAACAAGGGUCGUUCCGACAGCUUAUGGCCAAGCAGGGCUAUGUCGAAACGCUAGCUAUCGAGCUCCGAGAUCAAUCUAACCACGAAGACGCGGCGAAGUUGACAGAGGAAUUCAAUCGCGAAACGACAGGCGCUGAUGUAAAAGAUAAGUUGACCGCACUUGACCGAAGGUUAGGAGACUUUUCAGUCUACAAAUAUUACGGAAAGCGUGUAGGACUGGCUUUGCUCAUGGCCUUUCUUGCCUGUCAGUUCAUAAAAAUUAGCCUCAUGUCUCUUCCAGAGGAUCAGGGUGCUCAAAUGAGCAUGUACAUCUCUGUCAUGUUCGUCAUCGCAUUCUGUAGUCUGAUCUUCGUUUACGUUGCUCUGUGGUAUGUCUCUUCCGCUGCCUCAAACCGGAAUGUAGUUGAACAUGUCCAGGNNGUCAUAAUGAUCAAGAUGGUCCCCCAAAGCGGAUUGAGGUUCCAUUGGACACUGCUUUCCACAAUCACCGCCGCACCACUCAGCUACUUUACGAAGACCGACGCUGGAGUCAUUCUCAACCGCUUCAGUCAAGAUAUGACCAUCGUUGACAGCGCUCUACCGGUAGCACUUCUUCAACUCAGCGGCGUCAUGUCCGAAAUCGUCUGGCAGGGUGCUUUGAUAUGCUACGGCGCGUACUACCUCGUAGCAUUUAUUCCUUUCGUUGUUGCAGUACUUUACGCGAUCCAGAAGUUCUAUCUUAGGACGAGUCGCCAGCUGCGUCUGUUGGAUCUGGAGAUGAAGUCGCCACUGUUUACACACUUCUCAGAGACUCAGGAAGGUUUGGUCACGAUCAGAGCUUUCCAAUGGCAGUCUAGCUUCCACGCCGGUUUCAUCGAAAAGUUGGACGCAUCGCAGAGACCGUACUACCUACUCUACAUGAUCCAGCAAUGGUUGGGACUCUGCUUGGCUCUUGUAGUCGCCGGUAUAGCCAUCGUGUUGGUCGCAUUUGCAACACAAUUCAUGCAUCAGUCUUCUGGUGGACAGAUUGGUGUGGCUAUGAUCUCUGUCAUGGGAUUCAGCUCUAGUCUUGCUGCGCUUAUAUCGCAUUGGACAAACCUGGAAACAUCGAUUGGGGCUGUUGCACGUCUCAAACAGCUAGAGCUUGAAGUCAAGCCAGAGGACCUGCCUUCUGAAUGCGAGAUACCGCGCUCUUCAUGGCCAGAAGCAGGUGCUGUUGUCUACGAAGGUGUAUAUGCAGGUUACGGAGAUGGCAAGCCAGAUGUUUUACAUGAUAUAUCUCUCGCCAUUCGCCCAGGCGAGAAGAUAGGCAUCUGCGGCAGGACAGGGUCGAGCAAAUCGACCUUGAUCUCUCUGCUCUUCAGACUUCUAUCCACUGGAGCCGGUGUCGUGGCUAUUGACGGCAUUGACCUGUCAACCCUUCCUCGCCAGAAGAUCAGAGAGUCGGUCAUUGCGAUCCCUCAGGAGCCCUAUAUUCUAGCCGGCACUGUUCGCUUCAAUGCGGCACCUCACUCUGCACCCUUCUCUUCACUCGACACUGAUGCAUUCGAGAAUGCCGUCACCGACACAGCCAUCAUUGCCGCGCUUGAAAGAGUGGAUCUUUGGGACCUGAUUGCUCGUCGCGGCGGACUCAACACUCCAAUAUCUGAUCUCGGGCUCAGUCACGGCCAGAAACAAGUCUUUUGUCUUGCUCGAGCCAUACUCAGAAAACAGACUUCGAAGCUGUUGAUCUUGGACGAGGCUACCUCUAGUGUGGACAAGCAUACUGACGAGCUUAUGAGACGAGUCAUUGAGGAUGAAUUCGAUGAACAUACGGUCAUCAGUGUAGCACAUAGAUUGAGCAGUCUUGCUGGCUGCGAUCGAGUUGUCGUCAUGGAUGAAGGUAAGAUUGUAGAGAUGGGACAGCCAGGUGCUUUGACGGAAGUGGAAGAGGGUUGGUGGAGGAAGUUGUGGGAGGCGCAGAAUUAG